UCUUCUUCAGUCCUAGCUACAUGAAAGCUCUAGAAAAACAGCAUGAGCGAGCGCGAAAGCGGGAGGAAGAGGAGAGAGAGGAGGCUACUCGGAAACGCAGGAGAGACCAACUUUGUCGGAAAAGAAAGCAGAGACUUCUACAGGCAGAAGGAGCAGCUGAAGAGACCUUCACAACUACAGAAUCAAGACCUACUAGAGGUUGUGCCACAACUGGCAGAGCAACGGCGCUUGUUGGAUCUUCGGGAAGUAGAAGCACUCGCGCCUCUAGUGCUGCUAAUGCUGGGAGAAAUACAAGGACCACUACUAGGACUACUAGUGGUCCUUUUGGUUUGCGAAAUACCACGAGUGGUGGCCCUCCGGGUCCGUUUGGUGGUCCUCGAAGAAUCACUGCAGAUGCCCCUAGUUCUCGAAUCACUAAAACGAUUUCAACGAGCAUAGUUGCAACAGGAAGUACUUCAAGGACUACUACAAGGACUUCUAGAGCUACUACAAAUACAAUGUUGGGAACCAUGGCACCAGGUGGUCGCCCGAGACUGACAUCCAAUAUGUUUGGAGGCUCAUUUUCUCCCGUAGCUGGACGCUCGUCGCAAUUAGGAGUAGAUCAUCGUGCGACCAAUGAGGAUGACGAACUCUUCGAGCAAUUGUUCAGACCGCGAAGCAGACAAAGCGCUACGGUGCGAGUGCGAACAACGAAAGCCGUAAGGCGGUUGAUAGGCAAGCAGAAAUCGGCUCAGCGCAGAGAAGAAGCGCGCACCUUGCAAAUAUUGAAGGAAGCUAGUCGUAAUUUUUUGAAGAAUUUUAUUUUAACGUGAUACGCACCUGGUAAGCAGCAAAUAUUGGAAGAAGCUAGUCGUUUACUCAACCUAUUAGGUUUAGUUGACUACAUGAGUGGCAGCACAUAAGCUCCCUCGCCAGCACAGUUGUCAACUUUUCUGAGGUUGAAGCUACUAAAUUCAAGCGAUUUUCGAAAGCGCCGGCGCGGUCACCUCGGGCGGGGAGUCCCACGCGUUGCACCGCCGCGGACAAUUCCGAGGAGCUGCCGAACCCUGCGCCAAUUGGGCAGGGCACGCCGCCCACUGCGCGGCACGGUGCGCGCUGGCAUGCGAAGGCGGAGGCGGCUGCGUUGCGGGCGGUAGGCGUCGGGCCAGGCGACUGCUGACGAUUGCGGCGGGGGGCGGCGUCUACGGGGGUCGCCUGCUGAAGGGCCUGCGGUAUGAGGGCGGAGCGCACCUCGGUCAUAGAGUAGCAACCUGCCUCCUGUCGGGCGCAGGCGUCAUCAGUCAAGUGGCUAACUUUGCGGGGCCAUCCGCCUUCACAGUCGAAGCAUGCCGCGCCUUCGGUGAGGGCGCUCACCGUGCGCUUGAAGGGCGCGCAUUGCUCAGCGCCGCCGUCGAUGGCUAUCUCGAACAGAUGGCGCGCCUGGAAUACCUCAAGGCGUUGGCUUUCGCGGCGUUUAUGACGGGCGCAUUGUCAUCAAAGAAGACGGAAAGGGCGCGGAGCACUUCGCCGCCUUGAUAGAUUGCGCGGGCCUGUGCACCUUCGCGAGCGUGGCCCCCGGCCGCUUGUCUUGGUACGUACUCCACAGGAGUGAACGGGCAGGGACACGCUUCGAGGAUGCAGCCACGCAAGCGAACCACCCGGGUGAGGAAGUCGAGGCUUUGGUGGUGGGGCCAAUCCCCUCCGAGAUCUCCCAAACAAGAAGGGCGCCGUAGGUGAGCACAACGCGCGCCCCCGACGGUGAAGAGGCUCGCUGAGGUGCUGCAAAGGCAUGCGCGUGGCAGUCUUACUUCAGCAUAUCACAUGGCGCAGUGCUUGUCUGUAUCACUCCUUGCCUGUGUUCCACACAUAUCAGGCUGCCGCCUGCAGUGUUCAUAUCUGUCUGGGUCGGGUUUCUGUGUUGCUUGUUUCUUGCGCGUCACCUUUUGCUGAGGCUUCUGGCACUGGUUGGAGUGAAUAGAAAAACAGCUGUACUGAAGUAUCUGGUAGGGCAAGCAUAAGCUUUGCAAAGAGGAGAAAAAGUUCACGACGAGGUGAGUUAUUGGCUAUUUUUAUAGGCACUUUGGAAAAUACAAAAAAAGCCAUCUGAAAAAUACGUAAUUAACCUUCUCCCAUAGCAGAACAGUGAUAAGAAUUCUUUCCCCCUUUGAAUCAGAGGCGUGCUGCAAAUCUUGAUUGGCUUCUGCCUUUCUAUGAGGUAGAGGCUUAGGCCCAGCGACGCGCAAAGCACAUAAGUAAAGCAGCCGGCUAGCUUUACCUCUAUUCUUAGGUCUUUCCCUGCUGACAACUUCUCCUUUGCAUCCGACACAAUAUACACCAGGUCUGCCUAGUGUGCCUCGAGAAGUUAAUGAAAAGGCGUCGGCUGUGAAUACCGCUGGCUCACCGAAGGGCGAAAAGGCUUCAGCCAACGCGAAAGCAGACAAUCAAAAGCAGAAGAGUCCGUCUCCGAAAAACCAAGCGUUAAAGCUUCAUUAUCAUCAUCACUUAUAUGAAGUGGAUAAUGUUUAUGAUGAGUAAACAUUAUCCACUUAAUAUAAUGUUUUAUGAUUUGGUAUGGUUCGUGUACAAGCUUGUUCCCUGUCUGCGGAUGAUAUUGCUGAACUACAGAAGACUAGAUUAUACAUAGUACACGCAACGACUUUUUUUUUCCAGUAGAUCGACGUAAAGAGUGAUUACAAGAGCUGUUUCCCGGCUCUUCUCAUGGCUCUAAAAACGACUAGCGUGACCGCAGUACCACCUCCCGCGGCAACAGCUCCAGGUUCGAAAAAUCAAUCAGCAACAGCGCCCCCUCCCAGGAAACCACCUGAAAGUGCCCGGAGUCGUCGUAGUCGUGUCGCGCCUCGUGCUACUACAGUGUUUGGUGAGCAGAGUCGUACUUCGCCAAUAAACAAGCGCAAUUCUACUGUCAGUCGCAGUUUUCUCGGAGGACAGCAAGGUGGACAGCUCCCAGUCAGGCUCAUGACGUUCGCAGACGCUAGUAAGGAACAGCGGGAAAAAAUUUUGAGUUACACUUUCCACGUCCACCAGUUUUGGCAUAAUAUGGCGAGUGAGGAGCUCUGUGCUAAGUUGCAGAUUGAGUAGAAAAUUAUAGCGAGUACGCAGCUCUAACUCUAUACAUAAGUUUAAGUACAGCUCUAUUUUUUCCUCGGCAGAACCUGGACUUCCAUAUUUGAAUUGUGUCAUAAAACAAAACCCUAUAGUACCAGCGACGGAGAGCGAAAAGAAGUAAGAUAAAAAUUGAUUUAGCACUAGGACUAGCACGUAACCGUUGACCGUGUAGGCAUAGCCCCUCUCGAUAAUUGUUUUGACGAUAGUGUUGUAGUCGGAGGGUUAAUAACACCAGUGUCAUAGGCAAAGCCGUGCUUUGAUUUGUGAGCUUGAGCUUGCGUUUCGGGAAAAGAGGUUUGCAAAGUUUAGAACGCAACACAUCGAAAACUUUAGAUCAUGAUGGAUAUUUUGGAAAACUUGAUGUAUAGGGUCAUUACCCACACUCAAACUCUGCGUCACAAAAUAGUCUAAGAAAAACGACAGUAGCCUCCUGAAACGCGAUAAGUAAUAUUAUAGUCGGGGCUCUACAAAGCGACUAUGAAGCUGAAAGAACACGAGCCUGGUACCUGCAUAGCAUUCUCUCCUCUUGCGAUGGAUUACAAUAGCAGAGCUUCUCCUAGUUGUACAGUCCUUUUAUGUGCAUGUCAUUCCUUCAUUGCCUAAAUUCAUAUGGUGAAGAGCCUCCAUUUGCAUGUGCUGCAUCGUCGCGAUCGACACUUGGUGUGUCCUGUGAUUCUGUGAUCUUCUAUCCUGCAUCACCGAUCCCAGAAUUAUCCUUCAGAUCUGAG
This is a messenger RNA of Amoebophrya sp. A25, 3833 nucleotides long. NCBI's taxonomy places the organism in Eukaryota, Dinophyceae, Syndiniales, Amoebophryaceae. The record is from the annotation of a GenBank genome assembly.